Lycium ferocissimum is the source of this 1023-nucleotide messenger RNA. RefSeq lists its product as uncharacterized. NCBI's taxonomy places the organism in Eukaryota, Viridiplantae, Streptophyta, Magnoliopsida, Solanales, Solanaceae. Gene Ontology annotation, cellular component: membrane. Bases 118 to 996 code for a protein of 292 amino acids. Gene Ontology annotation, biological process: lipid metabolic process. The record is from RefSeq and is a predicted model, not a curated record. The transcript has 9 exons. Gene Ontology annotation, molecular function: oxidoreductase activity, acting on the CH-CH group of donors.
CCAGUCGAAUAUGAGGACAAUACUAGUGGUGACGUAUAACGUAUAUUCAGAACAUGGUCAAAUACAGUAUAAGUAAGCAUUUCUUUAAACAAAAAAGAAAAGGAAUUAGAAGAGUCAAUGGGGACAGUUAUCGACUCCCAUUUCUUGGGCCUAACUGCCAUUGUUACAGUGGCUUACCAGUUAAUCUUUUUCAUAAUUACAGCACUCCUCAAGUUUGAUAAAGUCACUGACUUCGCUGGAGGAACAAAUUUCAUUCUGCUUGCAGCAUUAACUUUGAUACUAAAGGGUUCCUAUAAUUUUCGACAGGUGGUUUUGUCUGUGUUUGUAGUGAUAUGGGGCCUCCGACUGGGGCUAUUUCUAUUAAUGAGGAUAUUACAGUGGGGCGAGGAUAGACGUUUUGAUGAUCAGCGUGACAAUCUGGGUAAACUGGCAAUAUUUUGGAUAUUCCAGGCAAUCUGGGUAUGGACUGUGAGUUUACCGGUAACAGUUGUUAAUGCAAGUGACUACCAGCCAUCUAUUCAGGCGGUAGACAUCAUUGGUUGGAUUAUGUGGUCUAUUGGAAUUUUGGCUGAGAUUACAGCUGACCAACAAAAGUUGGCAUUCAAAAACUCCUCAGAGAACAGGGGAAAGUGGUGCAAUGUUGGACUUUGGAAGUAUUCACGUCAUCCAAACUAUUUUGGCGAGAUCUUUCUAUGGUGGGGAAUAUUUGUGGCUGCGACACCAGUGCUAGAGGGUGCUGAAUGGCUCGUUGUGCUAGGACCAGUAUUCUUAACGUUGCUGCUACUUUUUGUUAGUGGCAUUCCCUUGCUUGAGGAAUCAGCAGACAAGAAAUAUGGAAAUGUGGCUGAGUAUAUGUUAUAUAAGAAGACGACAAGCCCUCUCAUUCUGCUGCCGCCUGGAUUAUAUGGAAAGCUUCCUCCAUGGUUCAAAACUUUAUUCCUUUUUGAGUUUCCUCUAUACAGUCGCAAUCUUCCCCAUGAAGAGCCAAGCUGGUAAAACUUCAAUCUUUUACUAUGGAAAUUU